AACAACGACCCGAAACUUCGAUUGGGUCACAACCAAUUAACACUAUGCGGUUGCUUAGCACUGCCGCCAUUCCCUUCUCGCUUCCCGCGAUCCCCCGUUCCCGACCUUCGCCUCCGUUCCCCCAAAUCCACAGCUUCCUCUCGCCCUCGCUCCUCCUCUCCAUCCGACCAAGGCCUCAGCUCCGUCGAUCCUUUCCUCCCCUUUCCAUGGCGACGCAACCACAUUCAGAGCCCAUGAACCUUCUCUUCGUCGAGAUGGGUGUUGGCUAUGACCAGCACGGGCAAGACAUCACUGCUGCUGCUAUGCGUGCUUGCAAGGACGCUAUCUCCUCUAAUUCCAUCCCGGCUUUCCGUAGAGGGUCUAUUCCGGGUGUUAAUUCCGAUCAGAUGAAGCUUCAGAUCAAGCUUGGGGUACCUAGGUCUGCGCAGCCGUUUUUGGAUGUCGAGAGAGUCAAAUCCGUCUUCCCUUAUGGAAAAAUCCUAAGUUUUGAGGUUGUGGAUGGAGGGAUGAUAUGCUCGAGUGGUGUUUGUCUUGAGGCAAUGGGAGAUAAAAAUGACGACUGCUAUAUAGUCAAUGCUGCGGUUUAUGUUGGCUAUUAAUGUUUUCUUUUUUGUUCUUCAAAUGUUUUGCCGUUUAAUGACAUUUUUUAUAUUUAUGUAGUAGUUUAUGUUGCAUAUUUUGAGUUUCUUAUUGUUGGGGUGUUAUCUACAUGUUGCUUAUGAUUGGAAGACCAACCUAUGCUUUCUUGGCUUUCUGUCAUCUUCAGUGGAAUGCGUAUGCAAAUAACUUUGUUUCUAAAUCAUUGACAGAAGAAUGAGGCUUUCUCUUGA
This is a messenger RNA of Dioscorea cayenensis subsp. rotundata (Guinea yam), 830 nucleotides long. RefSeq lists its product as uncharacterized. The coding region runs from base 45 to 599 and encodes 184 amino acids. The record is from RefSeq and is a predicted model, not a curated record. The transcript has 4 exons. NCBI's taxonomy places the organism in Eukaryota, Viridiplantae, Streptophyta, Magnoliopsida, Dioscoreales, Dioscoreaceae.